AUGGAUCAGCGGCCACCGAAUGAUGAUUACUCGAGAGUAAAUUCCACUCGCAAGAACAUUCGAAGGAGCAUUUUCCACCCGCUAAACGGUAACGCAAACGCCAUACUCCACCCGCCGCCGCAACCGCAAGUGUACAUCGUAGACAAGGACGACUUCAAAAGCUUUGUCCAACAACUAACGGGUAAUCAUCAUCAUCAUCAACCAUGUGAGCGUUUACCUCAAAACAUUCCAAAGCGUCAGAAGAUUGUACCAGAGCCAAUAAACCAGACAUCAUCGGUUCCUACCAAUGCCACACCGGUUCAAGAUGAUCCACACGUCUCGUUGUAUAUGCGUUAUCUUCAAAACUUGAUUGAAGACUCGUCAUCAGAAUCUUCCAAUGGUAAUCAAUUCCAACAACCAUUUGAUGAGUGUGAAUCUCAACCUCAAGUUCCUAUGCCAUAUUCCAAUGGUCUUGAACCGGUCAUGACCACUACUACUACGACCUCUCCCUGGUUCGACGAUGGCUCGCCUCAACAAAUGAACGGUUAUGAUUACUCGUUUCAAUCAAAAAGAGUUGAGUAUCCUCAACCUUCGACUCCAAACUUCACAUUUUCGUCUAUGAAUCAACAUGGAGUCUUUGAUUCGGACCUAGAACGUUUUUAG
Messenger RNA from Microthlaspi erraticum, 642 nucleotides. The record is from the annotation of a GenBank genome assembly. Lineage: Eukaryota; Viridiplantae; Streptophyta; Magnoliopsida; Brassicales; Brassicaceae.